AUGAAGAUGAUCCUUUGGAAUUGUCGGGGGGCCGGGAAACUUUCUUUCGCCCCGGCUUUUCGGAGAUUGGUGCAGGUGCACGACCCAGACAUUUGUGUUUUAUUUGAGACCCGGUUGGCCGGAAGGAGUAUUGUUAAAGCCAGGAGGGCACUGCCUCGGUCCUGGGGUUUCUAUGCUGUGGAUUCUCAGGGGUUGUCGGGAGGUAUCAUAGUAACUUGGAAACUGGAUUGUGGGAAGCUGGACAUCUUUAAUGUUAGUAGCCAAGAAGUGAUCAUGGUGAUAUCUGAGGGAGAGGGGAGACCUUGGAUAUUUGCAGCCGUGUAUGCUAGUACCGACUUCAGGGCUCGGAGGACACUGUGGGAGGAGGCUUCCAAGUUGGUUGAUCAGGGGCAGCCGAUGUUGAUUGCAGGAGAUUUUAAUUGUAUAGAUGAUCCACAGGAGAAGAUGGGAGGGAGGCAAUUUUCCUAUCAGAGGAAGGUGAGGGAAUUUCAGGAGUUUAUCUCGACAAAUGGACUGAUAGAUCUGGGCUCCACAGGGCCUAGAUUCACAUGGUGCAACAAUCAGCAGGGUCCGGCUAGAGUUUGGGAGAGACUUGACAGGGCCUUCGCCACAGCUGGAUGGAUCCAGGAGUUUCCAGACAAUCAUGUCAAACAUCUACCGAGGAUAGCUUCAGAUCACAGUCCGAUACUGGUUUGA
This is a messenger RNA of Phoenix dactylifera (date palm), 696 nucleotides long. The record is from RefSeq and is a predicted model, not a curated record. Lineage: Eukaryota; Viridiplantae; Streptophyta; Magnoliopsida; Arecales; Arecaceae.